UUUAUUCAGUCCGAACCGUCAUGGCAGAUGCGAAAAAAAAUCAGGAGCACGAAGGUUUAGACGAUGAUCACCUAUCCGGUGAUGCUGAUUGUGAAGAUGACGAUGUAGAAAAAGUAACUGAUGGGGAGCUGACCAGUACCAAGAAAAAGAACAAAAAGAAGAAGAAGCGAAGUAAGGACCCACAGACUAGUGAUUCAGACAGCAAGGAUCUAGAGUCAUUGCAGAAUAACGUCGCUGCUAAGGAUGGUGUCAAAGAUGUUGCAGAAUUGCCUAUAUCAAAGCUGCAAGACCUGCAAAAAGCUAUGGAGUUGAUGCAGCUGCAACAGGGUGCUCCAAAAUCUAUGGAGGAGGCACAGAGGAAACAAUACCAGUUCUGGGACACACAACCAGUCCCUAAAUUAUCUGACAAAGUAACAGAGCACACUGCAAUAGAGCCAUCGAAAAGCAAAGCUGAGGUCCGCCAGGAAUCAUACUCUCUACCCCCAGGCUUCAAAUGGGAUACCUUGAAUAUUAAUGACCCUUUAGUGCUGAAAGAGUUGUACACAUUACUAAAUGAGAACUAUGUAGAAGAUGAUGAUAACAUGUUUAGAUUUGAUUAUUCACCAGAAUUCUUACAGUGGGCAUUACAACCACCAGGUUGGCUACAAAACUGGCACUGUGGAGUCAGAGUGGAGAAAAGUGGCAAACUAGUGUGCUUUAUCAGUGCAAUACCUGCGCACAUAAAAGUCUAUGCUCAUAAACAAACAAUGGUAGAGAUCAAUUUCCUAUGUGUCCACAAAAAGUUACGUGCUAAACGGGUUGCUCCAGUGCUAAUUCGUGAGAUCACUCGAAGGGUUCAUUUAGAAGGCAUAUUUCAAGCUGUCUACACAGCCGGUGUAGUCCUACCAAAACCAGUUGGAUCAUGUAGGUAUUGGCAUCGCUCACUGAAUCCUAGGAAAUUAAUAGAGGUGAAAUUCUCUCAUCUGAGUCGCAACAUGACCAUGCAACGAACACUCAAGCUUUACAAGCUGCCAGAAUCUACUAAAUCAUCUGGGUUUAGGCCUCUUGCAUUGGCAGAUGUGCAUGAGACAUACCAGCUGUUAAAUAAUUACCUAGAAAAGUUUGACCUGACCCCAAUCUUCUCUGAAGAAGAGUUCAAACAUUGGUUCAUCCCCAGGGCAGGCAUCAUAGACAGCUAUGUCAAUGAGAUUGAUGGUAAGAUUAGAGAUUUUGUUAGUUUCUAUACACUGCCCUCCACUGUGAUGCACCACCCCCAGCACAAGAGUCUGAAAGCUGCCUAUUCAUUCUACAAUGUUAGUACGAGGACAACACUCCCAGACCUCAUGCAGGAUGCACUCAUCACAGCUAAAAAUAUGGGAUUUGAUGUUUUCAAUGCACUGGAUCUGAUGGACAACAAAGAAUUUCUGGAGAAGCUUAAGUUUGGAAUUGGUGAUGGAAAUCUGCAGUAUUACCUUUAUAAUUGGAAAUGCCCUCCUAUGACCCCUCAACAGAUUGGUUUGGUGUUACAAUAGUAGUGUAUAUAGGAGGAUACGAUCAACACUCCCAAUACAAUAGAAUUACAAUGUGCACUGCAUUGUAUGAGACUUCUAACAUUCAGGGUCAUUUAAUUUCAAACAGGAAAGGUUGCAGUGAAUAAUGCAGACCUGCUUUAUAAC
Molecule: messenger RNA, 1655 nt
Organism: Owenia fusiformis
Lineage: Eukaryota; Metazoa; Annelida; Polychaeta; Sabellida; Oweniidae
Source: the annotation of a GenBank genome assembly